Messenger RNA from Aspergillus aculeatus ATCC 16872, 2523 nucleotides. RefSeq names its product Zn(II)2Cys6 transcription factor. Gene Ontology annotation, cellular component: nucleus. NCBI's taxonomy places the organism in Eukaryota, Fungi, Ascomycota, Eurotiomycetes, Eurotiales, Aspergillaceae. The record is from RefSeq and is a predicted model, not a curated record. The transcript is spliced from 4 exons. Bases 1 to 2523 code for a protein of 840 amino acids. Gene Ontology annotation, biological process: positive regulation of transcription by RNA polymerase II. Gene Ontology annotation, molecular function: DNA-binding transcription factor activity, RNA polymerase II-specific; zinc ion binding; transcription cis-regulatory region binding.
AUGCCUCGACCGAGAAGACCCGGGGCCCCCGAGCCGAAACGAAGGUCGCGCAAGGGCUGCUGUGGUGAGGAAAAGCCGUCGUGUCUCAAUUGCCAACGCCAAAAUGAAUUGUGUGACUACCGCAUCAGACUGAACUGGGGAGGAAGAACCAGAAGAAAGUCAUCGGUAGACUCUCCGAUAUCGCAUUCGAGCAGUCCUUCAGGAACCUAUGGCUCGUUCUCACUAUCACCGGCGAAUACCUAUCAGUCCGACAAUUUAUCGUCCUCGCACUCACACAAAGCCACAUCUCCAGAGUCCGAGAACACAGCACAAUUUCCAGCCACAGAGGAAUUGCAAUGGGAUGUCGAGCUUUCCGAAGAGAUGGCAAUAGGGACUCCGGCAGCUUAUCCUAGAGGGCUACAUGAUAUUCAUGAAUCUCCAAUCUUUGGCCAGACUCUUUAUAGCUCCAACCGUACAAAUGGCAAGAACUCUGUAGACAGCAUGAGGGCUCCGUCACCCCGACAGGAUGGGACAUCCCCAUGGCCAGACCUGCCCCAAACCAGCACCGCGACCGUCUUUUCUGCCUCCGCUCCAACAUCCCUGGAAACCAUCAUCUCUCAUCCGUCUCCUGUGGAAACGAAUUCCAGUAUAGGUUCUUGGGCCACCUUGAGCUUCUCGCCUGUCACGGCUCUAUCGCGCCCGAUUUCGUUUCUCCGGCACACCUCCGAAUCGCAUCAUGCGACACCCACAAACAAUCGGAUGUCCGAUCAUGGCAUUGAGUUCAGCAGCUAUUUUUCCGCGGCCAACGCAAAAGCCACUUAUGACAACUACGCGGUUCAAGAGACAUCGGGCCUCGGCAGCUCAGACUCACCAUACGCAGAAGAAUCAGCCAUGUCGUCAUUGGACGCGAGCGAAGGAGCCCAACCUCUAGAGGCACAGCCAUCCGUUCGCUCGGAGAGCUACCUCACCAAGAUCAUGAACCGUCCAAUAGCCUCGGACCGCGAUUUCAAUAGCGUGCAGAUGCCUGGCUCAAGCACGCGCCUGCAUCAGUAUCCCAACACCUCCAGUCAAAGUAUGGUCGCAACGGAUGCCUCAAGCGCCGAGAGAAAAUGGCAAGCCUAUCUCACAAGCGUUACAGACAACUACGGCUUGGAUCGCGGUCGUCCUGAUCUGGAUUUGAAUAGGAAUGAUGAUCAUUCCGCUAUUGAUAUCAACUAUGCUCUUGACUUGAUCAACGCACAGAGAAUUACCCCCCCAGGGUCCACCCCUCGAGGCGGCAACUUGGAAGGCGUGGGAAAUGACACCUUCGAUUGCAGUAAAUACAUGUAUUAUGCUUCGCCUGUACCGAUCAACAUUCCACGCUAUUUGUCUCCGCUGCCACCAUCGCUGGUCAAAACACCAAUCAAUCUGAUGUACUUUCAUCAUUUCCUGAACCAUACGGCCAAGAUGCUGGUCCCGCAUGAUUGUGACGACAAUCCAUUCAUAUCCGUACUGCCGACAAUGGCGAUUAGUGAUUCCAAUCUGCUCAAUUUGACACUGGCAUACUCAGCUAGCCAUCGGGCUAGAUACCUCGAGCACCCGGAGCCGGCGAAUCGGAUUGCGCAUUGGGUGAGCAAUGUCUUCCCAACUCUGCGCUUAGCUCUGGAGGAUCCUCACGAAAAGGUCACCGAUAACCACCUUGCUGCCGCUAUAAUGCUCCUGUCGUUGAAGAUUGUCUCGCCCAGUACUUUUGAGGUCCCAAUUCCAUGGCAGAGCCACCUCAAACUUGCACGAGACUUGUUCCUUGCACGAAAGGAGCAGCUGGCUUACCCGGGAAACCUUGUGGGUGCAUUUCUGACUCGCUGGUUGAGCUAUCUUGACAUUGUGGGAACAUUGUCAUGCCGCCACAGCGAACCGCCCUCGCUAAACUAUGCAUCCGUUCUCAGCGCAUGCAGUGGUGUCGGAGAGUAUGACGAGUUCCAGAUCGACUGUUUCACCGGGUUCACGCCAAGGACAGGUCAGUUUCUCGCGCAAGUCGGGAGACUGACUCACCAGUGUGACAAUGAACGGUUCGAUGAGUCGGGCAUCUUCAACCCAGACUGGAAACCGUCUCCUGCUGCAGUCAUUGCCGGCGAAGAACUUCUGUCGGACAUUGAGCUGUUGGAAACACACGCCCAUGCCAACGGCACCCAUUUCCAUCUCGGUAAUAUGGACAGCCUUGCUAUCGACAGGGCAUUUCGAUAUGCCGGACUUCUACAUCUCCAUCGUCGUGUGCUGGACACAUCGCCUCUCUCUGGGCAGGUCACACAUGCCUCGGACGAGCUGCUGAAGGCAAUGGUCGAGAUUAGACACGGCGCCUCUGCCGAAGUGGGCGCGUUGUUCCCUCUGUUCACCGCUGGGUGUGAGACCACGGACCCUCAUAUUAGGGCAGAUAUUCAGGAGCGGUUCAAAAUGAUGGAAAGAACUGGAAUGAAACAGAUCCAGAAUGCGCGUAAGUUAAUGCAGCGCUGCUGGGACGAGGACCUUCCGUGGGUUGCGCUGGCUGAAGGAGAAUUUCUCGGAUGA